Serendipita indica DSM 11827 is the source of this 2064-nucleotide messenger RNA. The record is from the annotation of a GenBank genome assembly. NCBI's taxonomy places the organism in Eukaryota, Fungi, Basidiomycota, Agaricomycetes, Sebacinales, Serendipitaceae.
AUGACCGUCGCGCGUCGGUUCCCAAGGAUUAUUCUCAAAUCAGAGACUGCACAGCUUACUCUUGCUGCAAAUGCUCUCGCCGUCCUCGGUGGCGUCGCCCUGAUGCCGUCGAAAUCCGCGCCAAAGCAGCUUCCAAUCACCGUUGCACGCUCAUUUCGCAUAGUUUUCAUGCAAAACACACCUAUUCUGUUUAGAGAUCACUUGUUGCAGCAUUUGCUGGCCAACGCAGACAUUCUGAAUAUAUCGACUGUUACACCCACAGGAGACACAAAUCUCACAGUCGAAAUGAAGGGCGCUCCUUGCACUAUUCAUCCUCCUUACGCUACGUUGGACUAUAUUGCACUGGACUAUCGCAUCAAACCGAUCGCCUUUCCCGAAUCCCAAGAGCUCUUUCUCCCGCUUCGCACAUUAUUGGACGAUGCAGUGCACAGGUUCUUGUUCUUGCAUCUUCCUAGGAAUCUCCCCCUCGGGUUUAGUCAACUCAAAGAGGUCAUACCGCGGGAAAUGGACAUGGCACUCCGCAUGGGAGGAUAUGUGGACCGAUUGCUCUCGCUUUCGCAAGAUGCAGUGUUCCAAACCAGGCUCAAGAAACAACUCAAAAGAAUCAGGAAGCAAGCCUACGCUUCUCAAGCGCUCAUUCGCGAACAAUUUGAGCUGACUGAUGUCGACUCACUCUCAUCUCCUUCUACCACCUCUGAGCUAUUACAAUUUGCGGUAACGAGGAUCUGUCAAAGCACUCUCAAGCCAAAGGUUUCAGUGAAAAGGUCAAAAACGACUUCACCGUCUCUGGGAACCCUCGAGCUUGUGGAGGACGAGCAAGGGCCUGGCUAUCUUGCUUCUCAAGAGUCGUAUGGAUUUGACGAAGACGUCUUGGAUAUGGACGAAUACGAGGGAGUAAUUGAUCAUGACUUGGGCGACCUACCAGUAGGAUGGGCAGCAAGCGGGGCUGGGUUGGAUGCGUAUCAUGUCUUGGGCGACGCAACGCUGUCUGACUAUGCAAGCACCAUGCCGGUCACUCCUUCGGCGCCGGAGGAGCACGUGUGGUCGAUGAUGGACGAAGAGCUUGACAUGUCAGAUGCGGCGCAAGAGCCAUUCACCCAGCUUGUGAAACAAACACUCACCGUACACAAUCCUCAUGAACAGCCAAUCGCUUUCAAAGUCAAGACGACGGCACCAAAGCUCUACUGCGUGCGUCCGAAUUCUGGCAGAGUCCAGCCCGGGGAGAGUGUCGAUGUUUCCGUUCUCCUACAGCCUAUGAAGGAGGAUCCACCGCUCUCGUUCAAAUGCAAGGACAAGUUUCUCGUCCAGAGCACCAUGAUUCCAGAUGAAAAGGACCACCUAAACGCCAACGACUUUUGGGCUUCUGUGGCUGGAGACGAUCACAUCAAACUCAACCAACAAAAGCUACGUGUCGUGUACCUCCCAGCAGAAGGUGCACUGCAAGAGGAGGAUGAGCACGACUUGAACCAGGCCAGUAUUAUGACAGAGGGAGACUCGACCCUCCACCGAUAUCAAACCGUCAAGCAGCAUAAUGGACACGCGGCAGACGCUCCAGGGAUCGGAAUUCCAGUCUUUGAUAAUGAGCCCCGAAACUCGCUCGGUGCAGGCUCUGGUAAUCAGCCCCGCGCACAUACGCCAGACGGUGCCGAAUUCGCCAACGCACACGAACAGCAAUCACAUGAAGAACACGAACCCGUUGCUAUAUCCGUUCCAACACCCAUCAUCUCGCCCUCGUCAACGGCCCAAGUUGGUGUUGGUAGCAUGUCGACGACGAUCCCCCGGGUUUCGUAUGACCAUAGCGCUGAAUAUGCAGCUAAACUGGCUGAAGCGAAUGCGGAGAUUGCUAGGUUGCAAGCCCUCCUUGCCAACUCGAACACGCAAGGUAUCAGGCGGCGGCCAGUGUUUUCCGACGACGGGACGAGCGUACAGGAUGGUGUGACGGAUGCUGGUCUCGAUGAUAGUGCGAGUGUCAUUGGCACCGUGACACGACCGGACGGCGUACCGCUCAACGUAGUGGCCAUGGUCAGCGUAUUGGUGUUUGUCAUUACGUAUCUCUUCUUCUAG